AUCGUUUUGCUGGCACAGCAACGUAAGCAUCACUUGAAGGUGGACGUGACAGAAUGGCAGCUACGAUACUGGUAACUGGUGGGGCUGGGUAUGUGGGCUCACACACAGUAAUUGAAUUACUAAACUCCGGGUAUGAGGUGGUGGUCGUUGACAAUCUAGUGAAUGCUUGCCAAGGAAAAGAUGGCCAACCUGAGGCCCUGAAACGUGUUGAGAAGAUCACAGGAAAGAAAGUUACAUUCUACAAUGUUGACCUGUUAAAGUUAGAUGAACUGGACAAAGUCUUUUCUGCGCAUCCAGUUUCCCUCGUUAUGCACUUUGCAGCACUUAAGGCAGUUGGAGAGUCAGUGUCAUUACCUCUUGCUUACUAUAAAAACAAUGUCAGUGGUUCAAUCAUUCUUCUUGAGGUAAUGAAAUCUCAUGGUGUGAAGAAACUAGUUUAUUCAUCAUCUGCAACGGUUUAUGGAACUCCUCAGAGUUUGCCCUUAACAGAAGAUCAUCCCACUGGUCAAGGCUGCACCAAUCCAUAUGGAAAAAGUAAAUACUUCGUGGAAGAAAUACUCAAGGACUUAGUUAUAUCUGAUAAGGAAUGGUCAGUUGUCUCAUUGCGUUACUUUAACCCUGUUGGUGCCCACAAAUCAGGUCAUAUUGGAGAAGAUCCUAGUGGGAUACCCAACAACCUCAUGCCAUACAUAUCUCAAGUGGCUGUUGGUCGUCGACCUUCAUUGUCUGUAUAUGGUUCUGACUAUGAAACACCAGAUGGUACAGGUGUUCGUGAUUAUAUUCACAUAGAAGAUCUGGCUCUUGGACAUAUAGCAGCUGCAAAAUUGCUUUUAUCUUCAUUGUCAGGUCAAUUCAAGGUCUAUAACCUUGGAACAGGUCGUGGGAAUUCUGUUCUUGAGGUGAUUAAAGCAUUUGAAGAAGCAAGUGGUCGUAAAAUUCCAUAUACCAUCUGCCCCAGAAGACCAGGUGACAUAGCAGCAUCGUAUGCAGAUGCUUCGCUUGCUAACAAAGAGCUGGGUUGGACUGCUUCAAAAACUCUUCACGAUAUGUGUGCAGACACAUGGCGUUGGCAGUCACAGAAUCCACAUGGUUUUUCUUCGUCAGAACAUUAGUUAUGAUAAAGGAUGGUACCACCUUGAAGACUGUUCAUAAUUGCAACUGCGCAUAUUCAAAAAUAAUUGAAAAAAGAAACCAUUACCAGUAGUUCCAGUAUUUAUGUGCCCAAUAAUCUGUAAUUUCAAUGAAAGUAACAUAAUUUUUGUGUAUGACACUGUGACGUAUGCAAUGUUUGCAUUCAUAAGGACCAUAGUCUUAUUUUUAUGAAUUCAUUAUAUCUGACUACUACAAAUUUGGUCCGCCUUCAUACGUUAGUGGUCAGUGUGGCUGGCUGCCACGCAGUGGACCCAUUUCAGUUCCUGGUACUGUCAGGGAUUUUUUCUCAGUUGGAGGACUGGAACGGAGUCCACUCAGCCUCAUGAUGCCAAUUGAAGAGCUACUUGUAUGAGAAGUAACAGCUCCAAGGUUUGCAGAGCCAACAAUAACUGGAAAAGCAGUGUGUUGACCCCACACCCUCCAUACUGCCUCCAGAUGAUGCCAUUGGCUGAGGGUGACACAGCAGUCGGUCCAGAUUGGCCCAUCUGAGGUUAGAAUCACCGAGCUUUUCAUUCGUUCCAAAUUUGACAGGCAUAAAUUAUUACUUCUUGUGUUUAAUGAUCUUGGAUUUCAAAUCUUUUCUUAUCACAUUAUUUUAUCGAGUUACACUCCCCUCCUCCCCCCUGCCACUCCAAUGUGGGUGAAUUUAUGAAAUGGGAUGUGUGUGCAUUACAUUCAGUGCUGACAGAUCACUUAAAUACAUAUUUUAAAAAAGUAUGCUUGCAUCCCAAAAGUUUUGUUCAGAUGACACUAGUAAUUAUUCAUAUUGUCCUACAGGAGUAAGACAUUAAAAUCUCUGUCAGUAUUAUUUUGAUCUAAAGUGACAAAGGACACACACACACACACACACACACACACACACACACACACACACA
Molecule: messenger RNA, 2027 nt
Organism: Schistocerca nitens (vagrant locust)
Lineage: Eukaryota; Metazoa; Arthropoda; Insecta; Orthoptera; Acrididae
Gene: Gale
Product: UDP-glucose 4-epimerase
Exons: 8
Coding region: 54-1112 (352 amino acids)
Biological process (GO): beta-D-galactose catabolic process via UDP-galactose, Leloir pathway
Cellular component (GO): cytosol
Molecular function (GO): UDP-glucose 4-epimerase activity
Source: RefSeq, a predicted model, not a curated record